AAAAUAUCCAAAAGAUUUUGGACCCACACCUUCCUCCUCCUUGGAUUUCGGCCCAUUUUUUUCGAGACUCCUAGUCAUUGAAACCCUCUAGGCUCAAAUUCAAUCCUACAUCCUCCGCAGAUCUCGCAAACCCAGAGCGGACAAAGAGAAAGACAGACAGAUCAUUGCAAACCAGCUAAUUUACCGCCCCAUCCCCUCCCUUUCCCCCCAAGCAAAUUUUUUCUUUUUUCUUUUUUCUUUUUUUCUUUUUUUUUUUUAGGGUUUAUGCCAUUCUCCCCGAUCGUCCCUCUCGCUCAAUGCGAGUUCGUUUGAGCUAAUGUGGGUGUAAUUCCCCAUCUCCGACCCAUUUCCCCAUCUGGGUCGACCAGGGAUUUGAUUCAUGUUGGCGGAUUUCUUCAGCUAAUGGGUUGCAUUUCAUCGAAGCAGGCGGUAUCGGCGACGCCUGCUUAUGAUUAUACCGGGGUGGCUACGAACCAUGGGUCGGGGAUUUUGGUUUCCUCAUUGCAAACCCCUGCUGGGUUUGGGGAUUUGGAGAGGGGGGAUGAGGGAUCGGAGGAACGAAGCCGCGAAUUGGCCAAGUUGAGGAAGGGGAGCUCCAAUGCGAGGAGCUCUUUGAGCUUGAGAUUAGGGAAUUUGAACAAGUAUGUGGAAGCAGAGCAAGUCGCCGCCGGGUGGCCUGCCUGGCUCAGUGCUGCUGCGGGCGAAGCCAUUCAAGGAUGGGUGCCCCUUCGAGCGGAUUCUUUUGAGAAGUUAGAGAAGAUUGGGCAGGGCACCUACAGCAGUGUGUACCGUGCACGUGAUGUUGAAACUGGGAGGAUGGUUGCCUUGAAGAAGGUUCGCUUUGACAAUUUCCAACCAGAGAGUGUAAGGUUUAUGUCACGUGAAAUCAAGAUUCUCCGCAGGCUUGACCAUCCAAACAUUAUGAAAUUGGAGGGAAUAAUUACUUCUCGAUUAUCAUGCAGCAUAUACCUUGUAUUUGACUAUAUGGAGCAUGAUCUCUCUGGAUUAUUAUCUUGUCCUGACAUCAAGUUCAGUGACGCACAGGUUAAGUGCUAUAUGAAGCAGCUAUUAUCUGGAAUUGAGCACUGCCAUUCACUUGGCAUUAUGCAUCGAGACAUCAAAGUAUCCAAUAUUUUGGUAAACAAUGAAGGAAUUUUGAAGGUGGCUGAUUUUGGAUUGGCUAAUGUCUUUAGUUCAAGGCAUAGGCAACCACUAACUAGUCGUGUGGUGACUCUAUGGUAUCGUCCUCCUGAACUCAUACUCGGCGCUACAAAUUACGGAACGUCUGUGGAUUUGUGGAGUGUGGGCUGUGUAUUUGCAGAACUUCUCUUUGGGAAACCUAUACUUAAGGGGAGAACUGAGGUUGAACAAUUACACAAGAUCUUCAAGCUCUGUGGUUCACCAUCCGAAGAUUAUUGGAGAAAGUCUAAACUUCCUCAUGCAACUAUGUUCAAACCACAGCGUCCUUACGAAAGUUCACUUCGAGAGAGAUGUAAAGAAUUUCCAACAGCUGCUGUAAACUUGAUAGAGACUUUUCUUUCCAUAGAACCUUACAAACGUGGAACUGCCUCCUCUGCCCUUCAGUCUGAGUAUUUCAGGACUGAGCCUUACGCAUGCGAGCCAUCAAGCUUGCCAAAGUACCCACCUAAUAAAGAAAUUGACACAAAAAGUCGUGAAGAAGCACAAAGGAAAAAGACUGGGUUUAGAAAAGAGCCUGUAGCAUUGAAAAAACCAAGAAGAGGACGUAAAGCUUUGCAGGAACCGAACACAGUUAGCAGAUUACCAACAAGAAAGGAUCUGCAAGCCAACACAAAAUUUGCUCGUCGAAACAAUGGCAGCAAUUCUCAUGUUCCAAAGGGAAAGGAAGGGGCUCAGUUCAGGGACUUAAUGAAGUCAUCAUUUGAUACUGCAUCAGAGGUUUCCCAUUUGACAAAUGCAUCACAGGAAGACAUUGUGUUUUCAAAUCCGCUGCAGGUCCCUGCAUCUAGUGGCUUUUCAUGGGCACCUCAAAAAGAGAAUGCAGCAUUCUUGAGAUCGUAUAGCAGAUCUGGUUUAAGAAGCCAAACACCUGGUGCAUUAGGUCCAUCAGGUAUCCCGCAUGCAAAGUAUAUUUUGGACUCAGGAAGGCAACAGGGUAAACAUAAUCUAUGUGGGGUACGCACCAAUUGUAAAGGUCAUGAUUCUUAUGAGGUUGCCAAGGAUGGAAUGCGGAAGAACCGCUCACGCUAUGACAGGCCAGAUUCUUUUGAUGUGUCUGAGGAGUACCACUCUCAGGAAUUAUCAGCUGCACUUUAUCAAAGGAACGGGAUGGCUGCUUUGAGAAAUAAUCUGGUUGAUAAAGAGAACGAAGAUAGGGUUGAGUUUUCCGGACCGAUGUUAUCAGGGUCACAAAGAAUUGACGAAUUCUUACAAAGGCAUGAAAAUCAUAUUCGUAAAGCAGUUCGCAGAACAACACAGUUGCAAAGAGACCCUGCCAAAACAAUGCCGAAGAUGAAUCAAAUUACUCUCCAAAGCUAUUGAUAGUACAGCAGUGUAUGCACAGGCAUGAGUUGCAGCAGAGUCGAAGAUUAAUGAUGUGAGAGAACUGGGAGUGCGAGAUCCACGGCACCAUGGAGGUUCCUAUACAUUCUUCAAGGGACAUCACAAAGAUUGCUCUUGCCCGCACAUCUCCUUCCCUAAAGUUUUGGCACCGAACUUUUUGCUCCUAUACAUUGUAAACAUCACUCUCUAACCCAAAAUAGAAUCGCCAUACUUACUCUCUAAAUAUUACACUUGUACCUACGCAUUGCUUUCUAUAUAUAUUGUACUACAUAUGGUACGAUUAUAUAAGUGGUGGUAAGUAUAAGUGUAAGGUUUAUAUAGCACAAUUAAACCCCAAAGAAAGGGGGGAAGGUACAAAUUCAUACAAUGUACUGCCCUUUGAAGUCAUUGCCAUGAAAAUAAAUGGUGGAGCAGUUAAAAGAUAAUCCCGUAAUUGCAAAUGAUGUGGAAAAACACACAUGGGUUUACUCCUAUGGUCCUAUUCCAGUGGGUCCUGUAUAAUGGAAUCAUGAACAUUAUGUGGUUUUCAGGGCAAAUAGAUGAAUCAGUGGUGCAUUGUUACUGUCACGUUCUUUCAUA
Malania oleifera is the source of this 3120-nucleotide messenger RNA. RefSeq names its product protein IMPAIRED IN BABA-INDUCED STERILITY 1-like. Gene Ontology annotation, cellular component: cyclin-dependent protein kinase holoenzyme complex; nucleus. NCBI's taxonomy places the organism in Eukaryota, Viridiplantae, Streptophyta, Magnoliopsida, Santalales, Ximeniaceae. Gene Ontology annotation, molecular function: cyclin-dependent protein serine/threonine kinase activity; ATP binding; RNA polymerase II CTD heptapeptide repeat kinase activity. The record is from RefSeq and is a predicted model, not a curated record. Bases 403 to 2520 code for a protein of 705 amino acids. Gene Ontology annotation, biological process: positive regulation of transcription elongation by RNA polymerase II; protein phosphorylation. The transcript has 10 exons.